Anolis carolinensis (green anole) is the source of this 5007-nucleotide messenger RNA. RefSeq names its product solute carrier family 43 member 3 (gene slc43a3). The record is from RefSeq and is a predicted model, not a curated record. Gene Ontology annotation, biological process: transmembrane transport. The transcript has 13 exons. Gene Ontology annotation, molecular function: transmembrane transporter activity. NCBI's taxonomy places the organism in Eukaryota, Metazoa, Chordata, Lepidosauria, Squamata, Anolidae. The coding region runs from base 1416 to 3047 and encodes 543 amino acids.
UUUUAUUGUGCAUUUUACAAGCAACCUGUAUAUUUUUUGUUACAUAAAAAGAACUCAUAUUCUUUUCUCAAUUUAAUAAAAUCACAUCACGAUAAUCAUCACCUAGAAUAAUGUGAAGGGAAAACUAACCAAAGCAAUACUAAUAAAGAAGAAGGAAAAAAAAAGAAGUGAAGAAAAGGAGGAGAAAUAAAAAAGAGGUAAAAAGAAGGAAGAUUUAUAAUUCAACAGUUGCUAUAUUUUCCCUAUAACAUCCAGAGCUCUGAUUAUUGAUGAGAGGAUAGACUUAUAAAUAUUUCUCUAUUUUGAUCUUUGACUUGUUGCCGAUGGAGGGGGGAAAAGAGGUAUGCAUUUGUUUCUCAUGUAUGUCGGAAGUGUUCGGAUAUCUUUCAAACAUGUUAAAUCCCAAAUUGUUAGUCACAAUUCAAAAAACCUGCACUACACAGAAUUUUGUGGGUCACAUCACUCAUAUUUUCUUUCAAAUAAAAUAUAGAUCAAACUGUUCAUGUUAUCACCACUUGUAAAAGGUGUCACAUGUAUUUAAUGCAUCACAUACAUUUGAUUCAUCAUGUGGGUCAGGAGCUGCUAUGUACUUGCAGCAAAAUGAGCACUUGCAUCAGCCAAUGAUAGCGAAGACUAAGAGAAGAAAAGGAAAUGAUAUAUGAAAUGAUCUAGAGACUCAGAGUACAUCAGGAUAUACAGGAACGUGAAUGUCCUAGUGAAUAUUUGUCAGUGAUGUGUCUACUAGGACAAUUAAUUUUCCACAAGCAUCUUUCUUUUUCCAUUUCUGUACCUGGUCCAUGUUGUUUUUGAAUAAUGUUGAGUGAUUUUGUUUUCAGAAUGUCCUUUCAUUUGAGGUAGAAUAUUUUCUGAAUUGUAUGUUGUUUUUUAAUGAGUAGCCAUCUACUUGUUAACUGAAGUGUGUUUGCACACAGUUUUGAAAUGUUUUUACAAUAUGCAGGCUUUGAUUGGCAAUGUUUUUUUGUUUAACGUCUGAAAUGUGAAGCUUUCCAAAUGCAAAAUGUGUUUGGUCUGCCAUUUCAGAGCAAAGCAGUGCAGAAAUCAAACACACACACAUACUCAAACAAGAAACAUAUUCCUCAGACAUUCUUGAUACCACUGCAUUUUUAUUAUAAUCCAUUUGUGGAACUGACGUAGAUUUCCGCACCAGAGCUUUGGCCCUUGCAACAUCUUUUUCCUUCCUCUUGGGAGGGAGGAGAUAUAAAUGCAGAGAGGUUCUAUGGGUGUUCCCUGCUAGACUUGACAGCUAGCCCAGGUCAGUCGUGGUCCAGGGCAAGUGUUUGCUUCCUCUUGCAUUGCCUCUUUGGCUGGAAAAGCUUUUUCUCUUGAGAAGCCUGUCUGCUUUCUAGAUCCUGUCUGAGAGUGAACUGUGGGGAACCGAGCUGAUCCUGAAAGACAUGGAUUCCGAAAACAAAUUGCCUCAGGAUCAGGAGGGAAGUGCCCUAGAUGCCAUGGAGCACCAGGGUUCAGGAAUGGCCAAACGCCUGGCCACAUUUAUCUCAGGUCUGGUGGAAUGCAUGUGCUUUGCAGGAGUCAUCUUUGGAUGGGCAUCGUUGGUCUUUGUCCUCAAGGACUUGCACUACUUUGAGGAUAUGUGUAUGUCUGCUGCUAAUCAAACAACCAAUCAAACAGACUGCAGUGCCCAGGAUGAACAGCUUUCCCUCAUCUUCACCAUUGGCUCCUUCAUGAACAAUUUUAUGACCUUCCCCACAGGCUACAUCUUUGAUCGCUUUGGCACCACCGUAGCUCGCUUGCUUGCCAUAUCUGCCUACACCUCUGGCACCCUUCUUGUUGCAUUUUCUACAGCCGCCACUGCAGUGAUACUAUUUCCAGCACUAUCCUUACUGUCUGUGGGUGGUAUCCUGCUUAUCCUCACCAAUAUGCAGGUUGGGAACCUAUUUGGAAAGCAUCGUUCUACUGUCAUUACCCUCUACAAUGGAGCUUUUGACUCUUCAUCUGCUGUAUUUCUCGUCAUUAAGUUGCUGUACGAGCAGGGUCUCGCACUGAGAACCAUGUUCCUCUUCAUGUCAGCCUGCAGUGCCUGGCACUUGGUUCGCACAUUCUUCCUGAUGCCCCGUCACCAUAUUCCAUACCCACUGCCACCAGGAUAUACAUAUGGGAUGAGCUGUCGGAGGAGAUCUCAAUCAUAUCGUACCUAUGAGGAAAAACGUCGCCCCAGUAGCCUGGAUGAGGGUCAGGACUCAGGGAAUUUGCAUCCUGACUCAGCACUCAGUGAAGAAAAUGCCACUACAAAAGGUCAUACUGAAACAACAUUGAACCUCAAGGAGCCAGCUGUUGUUUCCUUCUGGAGCUGUGUCUUCUCCCAAUUGUUUUUCUGGCAUCUGAUGUGGCUGUCAGUGAUGCAGUUGCGCCACUAUCUCUUCAUUGGAACCCUCAACCCUAUGCUGAUACAGCUAUCUGAUAAAGAUGCAUCUCUUGUGAGCCACUACACCAAUGCUUUUGCCUUCACUCAAUUAUGUGGAGUCCUCUGUGCCCCCUGGAAUGGGCUUAUUCUUGAUCGUCACAAACGUGGACAGAAAAAGCAGGGAAUUUCCCAAGGUGUGCCGGAUUCACUUGCGGACUUGCGUUCCUGUGUGCUGUCGUUGCUCAUCACAGUGUUGCAGUGCAUUGCAUUCUCAAUCUGUGCCUCCAUUCCAGUGCUGCCCGUACAAUAUGCCACCUUCAUCCUGCAGGUUCUGAGCCGCUCCUUCCUCUAUGGAGGCAAUGCUGCCUUCUUGGCUAUUGCCUUUCCUCUGGAACACUUCGGGAAGCUAUAUGGUAUUAUAAUGGGACUCUCGGCUGUGGUUUCUCUCCUACAGUAUCCCUUUUUCUCACUCAUCAAGGGCCCACUCAAAGAGGAUCCCUUUUAUGUGAAUAUUGGCCUCAUAAUCUUAAUGCUAUUGGCUUUGGUUAACCCUUUCAUGGUGUGGCGGGAGUGCAGGCGGCGACAGAAGGAACAGGAUGCAACACAUAGCUCGACUAUCCCUGUCUUGACUGCAGAGAAAUCUGGUCUUGAGUCUUCCAUUUGAGCCUUUCACUUCCCUUUAUCGACUUUGGAAACCUCUAAAACUUAACAAAAAGGGAACUUUAAGAAGAAAACGCAGACCUGUAAAGGGAAUCAAAGAGCAUACUGUGAGGAUAAGCCUUGUCUCCUUAUGAGCCCUUCUCCCAGAAAAAUGUGUCAUAACCCAACGCUAUCAGCCACACUUAAGCGCCUUGAAACAAAUGGCUAAAACGUAUAACUUCGGGUUGGAUUUUCACAUCUGGGUUUCAAAAGCCAGAUUGUUCAUAGCUCUUUCUUUAUAUGGCAUUAUUUUUCUAGGUAUUAAAUUUACAUUUUAUGUUCCUAAAAUGGGAGGAUUAAGAUGUAUUUUAGUUAUUUUUAUUUUGAUAUUUUAUAGAGCUAUAUUUUUGUGGGUGAUGUACAAAUGCCAGUACUAUAGUUAGUUUAACAUUUUCCAAUUAGAAUGUUUAACAUGUCUGAAAAAUAUUAUUUUUAAGAAGUGGAGUUCUUCCCCAUUUUUUCCCAUCAUGGUCUGGAAGUAAUUUAAAAACCAUAUACUCUCGUGGUUUUGGAUUUUUAAAGAUUUUUUAAAGGAACCAAGGUGCAUACUUAGUCCCAAAACAGGGAAAAAAACAUUUAAACUAUUUAAAAAAUUAAUAAAAAAUUGUUUUUAUUAUAAGCAAAACAAGGGUGGAAGCAAAUUCCAGUCUACACAUGGCAAGAAGAAGGCCCCAGGAAGUACUGUUAAGGAACUGGUAGUGGGGACUCACAGAGGCUCAAUGCUGAAUUAAAAGUAUCAUAAAGGACCUAAAUGUAUGAAAACACAUAGUUUCAGAGUUCCCUUUCCGUUGUUAGUUGUUCAUCAGUCUUGGGACCAUAACUAUCAGCUUCCUUUCUUUGUCAAAAAGCUAGAGAUCUAGUUAUUUAAGAAGGAAUCUUUCAGUUUGAACAUCACUAGAGAAACAAACGCCACCUUUUUAUUCUUUACAAGUGUUGUCAGAUCUCAGGGCUGGAUCUGGGUCAGUUUCAUUGGUCAUCCUCAGAUAAGCUGCAAAUUUACUGGGUUUUGGGACUUAACUCCAAGUCAAGAGGAAAGUGCUGGGUGCAAAUAUCUAGCUUAGCUAUCAAAACAGCCUGCUACAAGCAGAUAUUAGUUGGUGGUCUCUCAUCCAAGUACUGGAGCCCCUGAUGGCACAGUGGGUUAAACCCUUGUGCCGGCAGGACUGCUGACCUGAAGGUUGCCAGUUCGAAUCCAACCCAGGGAGAUUGCGGAUGAGCUCCCUCUAUCAGCUCCAUGCAGGGACAUGAGAAAAACCUCCCACAAGGACAGUAAAAGCAUCAAAACAUAUGGGCAUCCCUUGAGCAAUGUCCUUGCAGACGUCCGAUUCUCUCACACCAGAAGCAACUUGCAGUUUCUCAAGUCACUCCUGACACACAAAAAAUCCAAGUACUAAUCAGGGCUGACCCUGCUUAGAUCAGCCUCGAUUAACUGUUCCUUAACCCAUCUCCCUAAACAAGUGAGAAGGAGUAAUCCCCAUGUUUUCCCUGAUAUUGAGACAGCACUUUUAACUGAAUGUUCUUUCUUAAUUUCCCAAGGGCAUAUAUGUACUCUCUCUCUCUUUUUCUGUCUUUGAUUCGUUUGUCCUUUCUUUUUUUCUCUCUGUUCCCUCUCUCUUCUCUUUCUCUCUUUGUUUGACGGACAAGCCUUGUGAAACUGUGGUAAUGCUUAAUGACCUCAUGAACUGUCCCUACAUCUCAAGUUUGGCUGGAAAACCUGAACCACCAACCUUAAUAGAAAGUGACAGAGUCCCACAUUUUAGAAGCAGGCUGUUGAAUAUCCUUCCAGCAAGUUGACAACAGGAAUGCUUCUAUAAUUGUUGGUGACUACUGGGCCAAAAAAGAGGGAAAAUGUAAGGCUGGAGGGGAAAUAAGAUGUCUCUCUCUUAUUUUUCAAAUUAUAUGAAAUACAGGUUCUUACAAAUGCA